Molecule: messenger RNA, 1669 nt
Organism: Aricia agestis (brown argus)
Lineage: Eukaryota; Metazoa; Arthropoda; Insecta; Lepidoptera; Lycaenidae
Gene: Sqor
Product: sulfide:quinone oxidoreductase, mitochondrial
Exons: 9
Coding region: 224-1540 (438 amino acids)
Cellular component (GO): mitochondrion
Molecular function (GO): sulfide:quinone oxidoreductase activity; FAD binding
Source: RefSeq, a predicted model, not a curated record
UCUUCCCAAAAAAUCUUAAGAUUUAUCAAUGUUCAGUGAAUUGGCCUACGGUUUAACAAUUAAUUAAAUUACUAUUAUCAGAUAAUCUUAAGAUAUCAAUAAUUGUAAAUAAUCCAUACCUAUAUCAAAGAAACCGAACAGUCAAGGUGUCACAAUAAUAUUAGUGCAUUUUUGGCUUUUUAUUAAAAAGUUUUCAUUAAUACGUGCGUCGAUUGGUAUCACAAUGAACGCUUUUGGUAAAAUUUACCCUUUGAAAGGAGGUUUGAUCAGAAAAUUUUCUGUUUCGGCAACUUUAAGUGCUAAUCACACAUGUAAGCUGCUAGUCAUUGGUGGUGGCAGUGGAGGAUGUGCAAUGGCUGCAAAAUUCUCAAGAAGGCUACCAAAAGACUCUGUUAUAGUAUUGGAACCAAGUCAGGACCACUACUACCAACCUCUCUGGACGCUAGUGGGGGGCGGAGUUACGACGGUGGCAGCGUCGCGACGCCCCGAAGCGAGCGUCCUGCCCGCUGCCGCCAAGUGGAUUAAACACGCCGCACACUCCAUAGACCCAGUGAAGAAUACUGUCACCACGGUGGAGGGAGACACCAUCAGCUACGAAUACCUGAUUAUAGCUGUUGGCCUCGUCAAUGAUUACUCGAAGGUCCCCGGGCUCACGGAAGCUCUAGCGGACCCCGACAGCGGCGUGUCCACCAUCUACAGUCCCGAUCAUUGCGAGAAGACGUGGCGCAACAUCUCGCGGCACCGUGGCGGCCGCGCGGUGUUCACGGUGCCCGACACCCCUAUCAAGUGUCCCGGGGCGCCGCAGAAGAUUGUGUAUCUAGCGGAUGCGUAUUUCAAUAAGAUUGGCGUACGCAAUAAAUCAGAACUUACAUACAACACGUGUCUCCCGGUGAUAUUCGGUGUGAAGAAGUACGCGGAUGCACUCAUGAAGGUCGUGAAAGACCGCAACAUCAACGUCAACUACCGCACCGUGCUGAGGGAGAUCCGCCCUGACAGGAAGGAGGCAAAGUUUGUCAAUUUGGAUACUGAGAAGGAUCUAACUCUACCCUACGACAUCUUACACGCGACUCCGCCGAUGCGCACGCCGGACUUUCUACAGAACGCCGGAGACGUCGUCAACGAUUGUGGUUUCGUCACCGUAGACAAGUACUCGCUACAACAUACAAAAUACCCGAACAUAUACGGUAUUGGCGAUUGUACGGAUACGCCGAACAGCAAGACCGCUGCCGCUGUGUCCAAACAGAGUCUAGUAGUGGAACACAACCUACUGAGCACGAUGAGCGGCGGCCAGGGCUCGCGACGGUACGACGGGUACGGCGCGUGCCCGCUCGUCACGUCCUACCGCACCUGCAUCAUGGCCGAGUUCCUGUACGAUAGCGUGCCGCACGAGACGCUGCCCAUGAACCAGGCCAAAGAAAGGGUGAUAAGCUACUACAUGAAGAAGGACCUAUUCCCGUUCCUGUAUUGGAACUUCCUGCUGAAAGGCCGGUAUCACGGACCAGAGUUUGUGAGAAAAAUCAUCAAUCCAUUCGGUAAUUAAAAAGUAUACAUACAAUGUAAACUACAUCGAACGAGUUGUAUCGCUUCCAUGGAAUGUAGACUGUCUUAAGUGCCACAACAAUGUUAGGACUUUAUGCAUAUUACACUCAUGGGCGUACCCAGGUUCUGG